Ceratitis capitata (Mediterranean fruit fly) is the source of this 2301-nucleotide messenger RNA. It is a transcript of the gene Deaf1, whose product is annotated as deformed epidermal autoregulatory factor 1. The transcript has 4 exons. Lineage: Eukaryota; Metazoa; Arthropoda; Insecta; Diptera; Tephritidae. The record is from RefSeq and is a predicted model, not a curated record. Gene Ontology annotation, biological process: positive regulation of transcription by RNA polymerase II. Gene Ontology annotation, molecular function: DNA-binding transcription activator activity, RNA polymerase II-specific; RNA polymerase II cis-regulatory region sequence-specific DNA binding. The coding region runs from base 268 to 1785 and encodes 505 amino acids.
GGAGACGUCUUCCAAUGUCAAAAUUUUGUUUGAGCGGCCACAAAUCAAACAAACCUUUUGUUAUCAAGAAAUGUCAUGUUCAGUUAAUAUUUUCCACAAAAUUUUAUUUAUAAGCAAAAUGUGAUUUAUUGUUUACAAAACUAACGAAUUAGAAACUUUGCUGUUUAAACCUAAUAUAAAUUGAACAAAAAUCGGUGGGAAGUAGUGUGAGAAGCGCAAAGUACCAAAUAAAAGUGAAACAUAGUGUGAAAAAAGUAUAGUGCAACGAUGGAACAGGUCGAUUCUGCUGAACUGCAUCUAGGCAGGAUACGCGAUGUAAAAGACCUGGGUGUUCUUAAUGAUGAAGCCCGUGAUGUCGUAAAGGAAGAAGUAAUAUUGGAGAGUUCUGGUCAUCAGCUGGAUACUAAAGUGCGAAUGGUAACUUCUAAUGAGAAUAGUGGUGGCAGUGGGGGUGUGGUCUCGGUACCGGUAUCCCUGCCAAUAGGCUCUAUGAUCACAGGAGCCUCCUUUAAUGUGAUCACACCGGACCAAUUACCGCAUUUUAAGCAAAUGCUUUGCGUCGACAACGGAUAUAUAUCGAGCAGUCCUGUUGUGGGCAGUAUGGGGGGAGAUUUGAAGACAAUUGUCAUCCAGCAGACUACAGGUGGAGGCGGAGGGGUUGGAAUUAAUCAUGACGGCUCUGGCAGCAAUAACAGUCACGAUAGUACUGCAACCAGUGAACAUCCGGCUCAAGGUACUGGUUCGGGCUGCGGUUCAGGCACUGGAGUCAAUUGGGCUGAAACAACUCAUAUGGAAGUAUUUCCAAUUCGCUGUAAGACAACCAGCGCUGACUUAUAUCGUAGUAAAUUAGGUUCUGGAGGACGUGGGCGUUGUGUCAAAUACAAGGAUAAAUGGUAUACGCCUAGCGAAUUUGAAAAUGUAUGUGGACGUGGGUCGAGCAAAGAUUGGAAGAGAUCCAUAAAAUACGGUGGCAAAUCUUUGCAAUCCUUAAUAGAUGAUGGAAUUUUGACACCACACGCUACCAAUUGCAGCUGCACCGUUUGCUGCGAUGAUGAAGCUGCAUCUGGCCCGGUACGUUUAUUUACACCCUACAAGCGCCGAAAGCGAAAUCAGACCGAUCUGGAUGUCGAUACGGUGCCGAAAAGAAAACGUAAUAACAAUCCAAACAACAGUAAUAACAACGUGGAACCACCACCGACUGCAACUGUAGUUGAUGAAAAUAUCUUCUUAACUGCUGAGGAUAAUAUCGCGUCAAAGGACGAACCAUGGCCUACAUUGAAUGACAGCCUCGAUACAUCAACCGAAUUGGUUGACCAAACUCAAAUUAAUCCCUAUGAUCGCGAAACAUACGUAGUCAAUAUAAAUGACACUAGUUCAAUUGCUAUAUUGGAUAAUAGUCAAGCAAUGAAAAAUCUAGAGAAUGUCUACUGCACAAUGGUGAAGGCCACAAAUGACUUCAAGCGUAUUCUGACCGAUUUGAAGAAUUCAUAUGAUCGAAAGAUAGAAAUUCUUCAAAAGGAACGUGAUGCAGCAGUGGCAGCCAUGCGAAACCUCGAAGAUCCAAAUAUUUCAGGCUCUUUGCAUGGCAACGAAAUAAUCUCGGCAAAGAAGUGCGCCAAUUGCAACAGAGAAGCUUUAGCUGAGUGCUCGCUUUGUCGAAAGACUCCAUAUUGCUCUGAAUUCUGUCAACGAAAAGAUUGGAACGCUCAUCAAGUGGAAUGUACAAGGAAUCCCGCUCAGACAACAACUCAACAGAUUAUGCUCCUGGUGGAUGAGCAGUCCUAAGCGAAUUGUACAUAAUAAAAGUAUACAUAUUUUAAUUCUUUAUACAUUUCAAAAUGAUAAAAGAAUUUAAUAGCUGAAAAUCGAAGAAUGCAAAAAAGCUAAUUAAAAAAUACAAACAGAAUAAGAAAUUUAUUUAAACCGCAAAUCGAAGUAAAGUGAAAGCCAACAUCCAAAAAGGAAAGAUACAAAAGAAUAAAAAAAAAAAUAAAAAUAAAAACAAAAUAAAAAUAAAUAAGAAAAACAAAAAAUUGCAUAAUACAUAUUCGUCUAUGUAUACAUUUUCAUUAGUUUUUAAGCACAUAGUUAAACUUUUAACAUUUUAUUAUUUUAUGGAUAAAACUGCCGUUACAACAUCUAAUAAAGAUUUCAAAAUCAAAUUCGUAUAAAUAAGUGUAGUGAAAAACAAAAACAAAAACAAAAAAUUAAAAUGUGUUUUGUUCAUGGCACUUGAAAUCUUUAAAUUUGGGUGUGUAAUGGUUCAAAUUAUUAAAUUGGAAAUAAAUACCCUAGACGCGA